UCCCACUCUCACUCACUCAUUUAGCACAGAGUCUGGAGCACGGCGGAAUGGACAGCGUGUUCACAACAAAGAAAGGAACUUCGAAUUUCUUCUUAUUCUAAGCAACACUGCACACCUCGCAAGCACCCUCUUUUUGUAACUGGUGAACGCGAGAAAGCUCGCGUGGAUCCCGGCUUCCAGGCUGGACGGGACGGCGAGGACGCCCACGCCUACGCCAACUUCCCACGGCGGCACACAUGCUCACACGCCCACGGACACCCUGGAGCGUACCAUGCUGGUCCAGGGAGCAGUGACGCCCGGGAGGACCCGCCGGCUGAUGCUCAAACUGCCGGUCGGGACUCUUCGCAGGAACAGUGGUGAACGGAUGACGGAGGGGAGGCGAUGUCAGGUCCACCUCCUGGAUGACAGGAAGCUAGAGCUCCUUGUGCAGCCCAAGUUAAUGGCUAAGGACCUCCUGGACCUGGUGGCCUCUCACUUCAAUCUCAAGGAGAAGGAGUACUUUGGAAUUGCUUACACAGACGAAACGGGCCACUUUAGUUGGCUGCAGCUGGACCGCAGGGUAUUAGAACAUGAAUUCCCCAAGAAAUCUGGGCCCAUUGUUCUCUACUUCUGUGUCAGGUUCUACAUAGAGAGUAUAUCAUACUUGAAAGAUAAUGCCACCAUUGAGCUGUUUUUUCUCAAUGCCAAGUCCAUCAUCUACAAGGAGCUCAUUGAAGUGGACAGCGAUGUCGUCUUUGAACUGGCUUCCUAUAUUCUUCAAGAGGCCAAAAGUGAUUUCACCAGUAAUGAGGCAACCAGGUCUGACCUAAAGAAGCUCCCUGCUCUGCCCACCCAGGCCCUAAAAGAGCACCCGUCCCUGGCCUACUGUGAGGAGCGGGUCAUCGAGCACUACAAGAAGCUCAACGGGCAGUCCAGAGGACAAGCUAUUGUAAACUACAUGAGCAUUGUGGAGUCCCUACCCACAUAUGGAGUACAUUACUACGCCGUAAAGGAUAAGCAGGGGAUCCCAUGGUGGCUGGGACUGAGCUAUAAAGGCAUAUUUCAGUAUGAUCAUCAGGACAAAGUCAAGCCCAGAAAGGUGUUCCAAUGGCGUCAGUUGGAGAAUCUCUACUUCAGAGAGAAGAAGUUCUCAGUGGAAGUUCAUGACCCCAGGAGUAGGGCGUCGGUGACGCGCAGAACGUUUGGCCACAGUGGCAUCGCAGUGCACACCUGGUAUGCCUGUCCGGCCCUCAUCAAGUCCAUCUGGGCCAUGGCCAUAAGCCAACACCAGUUCUAUCUAGACCGCAAGCAGAGCAAGUCUAAGAUCCACGCUGCACGCAGUCUGAGCGAGAUUGCCAUCGACCUCACUGAAACGGGAACGCUGAAAAUCUCCAAACUGGCCAACAUGGGCAGCAAAGGCAAGAUUAUCAGUGGGAGCAGUGGCAGUCUGCUCUCAUCAGGCUCUCAGGAAUCAGACAGCUCCCAAACUGCCAAGAAGGACAUGUUGGCUGCGCUGAGGGCCCGCCAGGAAGCUCUGGAGGAAACGCUGAGGCAGAGGCUUGAGGAGCUCAAGAACAUCUGUAUCAGAGAGGCUGAGCUGACAGGAAAACUUCCCAAGGAAUACCCUCUCGACCCAGGCGAGGAAGCGCCCACAGUGAGGCGAAAGAUUGGUACUGCCUUCAAACUGGAUGAGCAGAAGAUUCUUCCGAAGGGAGAGGAAGAAGAACUGGAGCGGCUGGAGCGGGAGUUCGCCAUUCAGUCGCAGAUUACCGAGGCCGCCCGGCGCCUGGCCAGUGACCCACACGUGAGCAGCAAGAAGCUGAAGAAGCAGAGGAAGACAUCUUAUCUCAACGCGCUUAAGAAGCUACAAGAGAUCGAGAAUUCCAUCAAUGAAUAUCGGAUUCGCUCUGGCAAGAAACCUACGCAGAGGGCGUCGCUUAUAAUUGAAGAGGCCAACCUGGGCUCUGAAGACAGCUCGUUGUCUGAUGCUCUGGUCCUGGACGAUGAAGACUCCCAACUGACCGGGACCCCCAACUUCUCACCAAUGGCGUCACCCCACAAAGGUCUCCCCCCGCGCCCGCCAUCUCACAGUCGUCCCCCGCCCCCGCAGUCCCUAGACGGGUUGCGGCACCUGCACUUCGGCCGCGCCGACUACGACAAAUCGCCCAUCAAGCCCAAAAUGUGGAGCGAGUCAUCGCUUGAUGAGCCGUAUGAAAAAGUCAAGAAGCGCUCGUCUCACUCGAGUCACAGAAGAUUCCCGAGCUCUGGCAGCACAGAAGCAGGAGGUAGCAACUCUCUGCAAAGCAGCCCCAUCAGGAGCCUCCCUCAGUGGAACUCUCAGUCCAGCAUGCCGUCCACACCGGACCUGAGGAACCGUACGCCACACUAUGUGCAUUCCACCAGGUCAGUGGACAUCAGUCCCACACGUCUGCACAGUCUCGCUCAGCACUUUAGGAACCGCAGCUCCAGUCUGGAAUCCCAGGGAAAGCUCCUGAUAUCGGACCCAGAUACGCACCCGCACGCCCUGGGCACGCUGGGAAGCCCGGACUUUUUCCUGGGCCCAACACGCAGUUCCAAUGGCGCCGACCCGCUGGACGACUGUUCCUCCUGCACCAGCCAGAGCAGCUCCGAGCACUUCUACCCCGCCGGCGGGACCUUGGCGCCCAGUAGCAACCCCAACUACUCAACCCUCGGGGAGGACUCUCCCUCCAAAGCCAGGCAGCGGCAGCGGCACAGGUCCGCUGGUCACCUGGGGUCGUCCAACUCUGGCUCAAUGCCAAACCUGGCAGCUAAGAACGGCUCGGUUAGCGGUUCGGGCGGCGGCGGUAUCGGCGGUGGACACCACGGCGUCUACCUCCAUAGCCAGAGCCAGCCGUCCUCCCAGUACCGCAUUAAAGAGUACCCGCUGUACGUGGAGGGCAGCCCCAACCCGGUGGUGGUGCGCAGCCUGGAGAGCGACCAGGAGGGCCACUACAGCGUGAAGGCCCAGUUCAAGACCUCCAGCUCCUACACGGCCGGGGGACUCUACAAGGAGGCCUGGGGAGGGGAGGAGGGCGGCGAGGGCGGCGGGCGACUCACGCCGUCCCGCUCGCAAAUCGUACGGACUCCAUCGCUGGGGCGAGAGGGGAGCAGCGGAGGAAGUGGGAGGGCGGCUGUUUCGGAAGAGCUGCGCUGCUGGUACCAGAGGUCGUCCGGGAGCCUGAAGGAGAGGAGUCACUCCCAUUCGGGGUCCACCUCAUCUGAAACAGGGUCACAGCAAGGCACGCUAGGACACGGGCGGGGCAGCAGGGUGGGAACCCUCGCCAAAGGCUCACCAGUCGCGUCCCCACACAGCCAGAGGAGUAUGACGCCCUCCAGCGAGCAUGCAGCCACGCCCCCCUGCAGUCCGCAGCACAUUCUGAACUGGCAGAGCGGAGGCACAGCUGACAGCUCUCCCACUGAGGACCUCUGUCGGUCUCCUCUUCAGCCCAGCUCUGGUGUCUAGAGGUCGUUCACUGACAGCUGCUUCCUGGGCGGCCCAUCCUGUUCCGAGCUGGCGGAUGUGCAGUGGUACCGACGCGACAAGGCCAAACCUGGAACUCUGGUGUGAGACCUUCCCGAAAAGGCCUCCUCCCCCUUUUCACCGCAUCCCUACUCACAACAGCUGUACGUGGCCCUCCCUCCAUGCCACCGCAACCCCCUCUCCACUCGGGACGUGAGCUACGGGGCCCAGUGGAUGUCAAAAAGAGCCCAGUCUUGUGUGUUUCAAGUUGUUCCCCCUGACCCAGAGGAUUCCUGCUGGUUUUGAGCCACCAGUCCUAAAAACCCAUACAAGUGUGUUGGGUUUCAGUAUUUCCAUUCAUCUUUUAUUUUUCCCUCGCAUAUUUAUUAUCAAACAUGGAGAAGAUGACUUUUCUUAAGAAGAAGGAAAAAAAAAAAAAACAAUCUGGCAAAGAUUUAUGACAAAAAUUCCCGUACCAGGUUUUAACCCACAGGCUGGAUGGACUGGUCACCGGUCAUCGAGGAUAGAACGCAAUCUGGACUUCAGCAAUAACAAACAGUGUUGGAUUUGUUCUCAGAAGAGAGACUGGCGACUGUGUCAUGUGCAGGGGAUUUGCAAAUUUGAUGCUUUUGCUUUCCGUUCUGAGCUCACGCUCAUCAUUUCCUAUCAGUCGCUCUGAUGGUUGCAAAAUUAAGAGAAUUUUCAUGGUUGCAAAAUUUCCAUGGGAAUUAACAGGAAUAAACCAGAAAGUUACAACAUUGAAAAUUGGCUCCUGUACUAAAAUUUUAUUUUGCAUCAUUUUGACUAAAACAACCGUUUUGAACUGUCACACAAUGAAAUUGGAAAAUGUCUUUAUUCUUUUGCAUUGUGCUGCAGGCCAAAAUAAUUGCAAUUACGAAUGAAUGAAUUGUCGAUCCGCCGCCACUCAAGUGAAGUAGAAAAAAAGUGGAGCAACACAGUACUGUAAACUGUGACGCAAGUGGGCAAGGACAGUCACCUAAGGUAUUUUGGAUGGAUGUCUGCUUGUGGUAAAACUAAAACGUUUCAAUUUCUGCAUUAAUGUCAUAGCUAUUCUAUUAAAGUCAACAAUUGCAAGUUAAUUCCCAUGGAAAUUCACCGGAAAUAUUCCAGAUAUUUACCAUGAAUGAGACCCUCGUCACUUGGAUGUAGUCCCGCCUGGACACUCUUCAGUUUGGGAUCUUUGCAGAGCAAGGCAGCUCUUUCUAAUUGGCACAUGGCAUGUGAACAAAAGUAUUGGGACAUACGGCCAUUGCAAAUACAGGACGUAGUAGUUUCUCCACAUCAUCUAUUUGAACGACUACUUAACUGGCAAAAAGUUUGACUUUGUUCAUUUUUUUUCUUACUCAAUAUUUAAAUUUUUUCUUGGAAAAAUAUCAUUUAAUUUUCAUGAGUUUAUAAUUUAAUCUCUUGCAAUACAACUCUAAUCUUGUAAUAUCAAAAAAAAAUAAUCUUGAAAUAAGAUCAAUAUUUUUAUAUUAAAAAUAUUACUGCAAUGUUGCAUUGCGACAUUUAAUCUCAGAAUAUUAUGUCAAAAAAACUAUUCGUGUUGUGCUAUAAUUUUCUCUAGACAAAGUAUAAAUUGAUUUGGAAAUAUUAACUUUUCUUGAAAAAAUAUAAUUUAAUUUACAUGAAACUAAUUUUUUUUGUGAAAUAAAUACAAGAUUAAUCUCAUAGUGUUAUGGAUUAUUCAUGACAAGAUUUAACUUAAUCUUCAUGAAUUUAAAAACAGUCUGUGGAUUUUUUCUUCUCUGGAGAGGAAAAAAAGCAACAAUUAAAAGAUUCACUAUAACCAUUUUAUUCUGUUGGAAUAGUCACAUGUCCGUCACUCGGUCCUUUGUGGGAAUCCAAUGAGAAUGACUGCAAAAUCAUCUAUUUGAACCACCACUCAGUAAAUGACUACUACUUACUAAACUAAUGGCCUUCAACCUAUCCGAGGUGUGUCCCAAGACUUGUGUCCAUAUAGUGCCUGUACACACAUGCACACACACAAACAGUGAGGGUCAGAACACUUGAAUUCAUGGGUGCUACAAUGCUUAGGUUUUUGGGGGUGCCAACCAUAAUGUGGUCACUGGUGGCCUUGAAAAAUAGCAGGCACACAGAUGAGCUAAAGUUCAGAAAUGUCACCUCCACUCACAGACAUGUCAUCAGGACUAAAGAAAAGCCAUAAAGCCAGGUACACACACAAAAUGUUAACAUAAUUACUCAUUUUUAAAAUGUGAGGGAGCUGGCGCACACCAUGUGUUGCAGUACCAACGCUCACCUGUGAGAGGCAGCAUGGAAAUACAAAAGAACAAAUUGUAAACUUAGCAGGUAACUCAUAGGUAACUGCAGACUUCCAUUCAUUACCGUCAGAAAGGUCUUUUCUAGCAUUGAUUGGAAGUGGGGUAAAUGCUCAUAUUUGGUCCGGCUGUCAGUAUGUGUGCGGUACACCCAUUUACCAACGAACGUUUUUAAUAUUUACAAUAGUUGGCCUUGAUUGUUUUCUGGUCUGAUCAGGGAAGAAAAAAUCACUCUUAACAUACUUCUCAUGACGGGAUAACCCUCAGGAUCGACUUUUAAGCACAUCCGAUGACUUUUUCCUGAAACUACUCUAAUGCAGUUGAAAUGCUCAAAUUUGGUCCGAUUGACAGCUUGUAUGUACCCCUCUGGGCUCACCAACACAGGUUAUCCCUCAGGAUAAUCUUUCAGAAAUAACUGACAAUAUUUGGACCUUUGUUGACUUUGAUCAGAAAGGUGUGCAAUGGAGGAAAAAUACUCAAAUUAGGUCUAAUUGUUGGGAUGUGCGUACCCUGCUUAUCCCACAUCACACAACGAGAUAAUCGGUCAGGAUGAUCAUUGCCAGACUACUGAUAAUCAAGCAAUCGUUUAGAGACACCCGAUAAUUAGGCCUUUGUUGACUUUGAUCGGAAGGGAGUAAAAAUACUCACAUUUGGUUUGAUUGUUUUUACACUCCGUGACCUGACACCACAGGAUAAUUGUUUAGAGGCAUCUUUUAAUAAGGCCUUGACCGACAUUAAUAAUCACAAAGGUUUGGUCAGAUUAUCGGUAUGUGCAUAGUAAAGGAAUUUUCCCGUACGUCACCACAUACAACGGGACAGGGUUAGAAAAGCACAGCUCUCAGGACCGACCGCCAGCUAGCCUCGUGUUACAUUUUGCACAACCGAGCAACCACAUCACUUUUGUUGCGUCAAGUCUCGAUCUGUGCUUAUUUUCCUCACUUUCAAUCUCACGCCAACAUCUACAUGCUACCAUUAGGGUCCCAAAUUCAAAAUAUGUGCAAACGUCGCAUUCCAAUGCACCAUUCUUUGCGCAUGCCACUGAAGAUGAAAGACACCCCCACCCACCCUCAACGUAGUGUCGACUUUAAUGACCCUUGUGGAAACGUCAGAGUCUGGUGUGGUUCAGUGCAGCCUCCUUCUCCUUUUAAUCUUGUGUCAAACCAUGCCAAGACAAUUUCUACUCACUUGUUUUUUUAAUGCUCUUAAAGAGGCUUGACAUUGUUUUCUUAGGAUUUUUAAUAUUCACGCUUUUCAACAAUGUUCCCCUCACUGUUGUUGUUGUUUUUCUAUCCCGGUGCUACACAAGUUGACAUGAUACCAUUGCCCCAUAGAGUCAGUCCAGUACGAGUUGAUUUUAACACAAGCAAAGAAAUAGAGCAUGUAAAUGUUAACAUGAAUACUUUCGAUGUGUUGUAGGAAUACAAGUGUGGAAUUGAUUAUAUAUAUAAAAAAAAAGAACAUUAACAAUGAUGAUAACUGAAUUCCACAGUUAAUUUAUUCUUUUCUAAUACAAAUUUGUAUAGUAACUUUACAUUUUUCAAAAAGCGUGCCGUUGGAAAAGUGGUGGAAAUUUUUUUCAGAGACGCUGUCGCUGGUUCAGGAGAUGAACACGAAUAAAUUAUUGAUGAAUGUU
Molecule: messenger RNA, 7393 nt
Organism: Syngnathus typhle (broad-nosed pipefish)
Lineage: Eukaryota; Metazoa; Chordata; Actinopteri; Syngnathiformes; Syngnathidae
Gene: frmd4a
Product: FERM domain containing 4A
Exons: 24
Coding region: 272-3463 (1063 amino acids)
Biological process (GO): establishment of epithelial cell polarity
Cellular component (GO): cytoskeleton; bicellular tight junction; adherens junction
Source: RefSeq, a predicted model, not a curated record